GGCCUCUGAUGCCCCGCCCAUUGACACGCCCCCGGGCCCCUCUCCGGCCCUGGACCCAGCUUGGCGCGCUCCCCCCUGGGUGCCAUGGCCUCGCGGCUCCUGCACCGGCUGCGACACGCCCUGGCUAGCGAUGGCCCCGGGGAGGCGGCGGCAGGCCCCGAGGCCGAGCAGUUCCCUGAAAGCUCCGAGCUGGAGGACGACGACGCCGAGGGCCUUUCCUCCCGCCUCAGCGGCACCCUCAGCUUCACCAGUGCCGAGGACGACCCGGACGACGAAGACGAGGACGACGAGGCGAGCCCCGACUCGCCGCCCUCCGGAGACGGGACAUCGGGAGAAGACGCAGAACGGAGUCCCCCACCUGAUGGACAACGGGGCAGUCAACUCCUGGCUCGGCAGCUGCAGGAUUUCUGGAAGAAGUCUCGGAACACCCUAGUUCCACAGCGGCUGCUCUUUGAGGUGACCAGCGCCAAUGUUGUCAAGGACCCUCCCUCCAAGUACGUGCUCUACACCCUCGCCGUGAUUGGCCCAGGACCACCAGAUCGCCAGCCAGCCCAGAUCUCCCGCCGUUACUCGGACUUUGAACGGCUGCACAGAAACCUGCAGCGGCAAUUCCGGGGCCCCAUGGCUGCCAUCUCCUUCCCCCGUAAACGUCUGCGCCGGAACUUUACUGCAGAAACCAUUGCCCGCCGUAGCCGGGCCUUUGAACAGUUUUUGGGUCACCUGCAGGCAGUGCCCGAGCUCCGCCAAGCCCCAGACCUGCACGACUUCUUCGUGCUGCCCGAGCUGCGGCGAGCGCAGAGCCUCACCUGUACUGGCCUUUACCGCGAGGCUCUGGCACUGUGGGCCAACGCCUGGCAGCUGCAGACCCAGCUGGGCACCCCUUCUGGCCCAGACCGCCCCCUGUUGACUCUGGCUGGGUUGGCUGUGUGCCAUCAGGAGCUGGAGGAUCCUGGGGAAGCACGAGCAUGUAGCGAGAAGGCCCUGCAGCUGCUGGGGGACAAGAGACCCCAUCCUUUCCUGGCACCCUUUCUAGAGGCCCAUGUCCGACUCUCCUGGCGCCUGGGCCUAGACAAACGGCAGACAGAAGCCCAACUUCAGUCCCUACAGGAGGCGGGCCUUACCCCCGUCCCACCACCCAGCCUCAAGGAGCUGCUUAUCAAAGAGGUGCUGGACUAACUUUCAUUUGUCUUGCCGCCGCUUCUGGGUGAGGGGCUGCUCCAGGUCAAGGGACUGAGGGCAAUAGAGGACACUGAGCAGCCGGGGGCUGAGGAGUUCUGGGAGCCCCUAAAGUAGUUCCCGAGAAAGUCUGCAGCAGACUGAGAGGAACUUGGAUUUGUGGGGCUGGACUCCAAACAGGCUUUGGUUGGGGUUACCCUAGGAUGCUACAAGGAGGAAGUUUUGGGGUGGGCUCUUCAGCCUACCACAGCCGGAGGCUGUAGGCAAGGUCAGGAUCAGUGUUUCCUGUUUCCUUUUCCUUGGCCUCUACACCAGUAAAACAGCUUGGCUGAAGGGCUGGAGUCCUGAAGUUUAGAGACAGGAGGAGGGAAAUUAAAGGUCAGCUGCUUCAGUGUUAGCAAUCUCUUUAUUGAAUGUGAGAGGCGGGAAGCCCAGCUCUCAACUGUGACUCCUGCCUCAGGAAUGGUGGUAGAGAGUUCUUUUAACCCCAGGCCAAGCCAGUUAUCUUUGACUACAGCUUACUGGCAGACACUUGAGGCUUCAGUCGGAUCACACCCUCUUGGGCACAGGUCACAGCAAGGACCCCAUCCCGACGCCACAGCCGGCCGUGCACUAGCCCUCGAGAGCCACCUGUGUGCAAGGAGAAGGGUGAGAACGGCCCCACCUAAGGGCACACUGGAACGUAACUACUCCAAAUGCCCCUUUGUGAGCUGUUACAACCACUUGACGGCCCCAAAGCACUUUCACAUAACUGCUCAGUUCCUCUAAAGAUCCCAGAGACAACAGUCUCCACAGGCUUGGCCAAGCAGACUGCCGCUUCUCUGGCCACUGAUCAGAAAUCCCAUUCUUUCCUUUUAUGAUAAGCAAGUCCUCCCAGCUGGUCAUCCACCACCAAGGGAGGGGGUAGUUCAGAGAAGACCCGAGACCAUGAGGUAUGGCCCCUCUCCCCUUUUCAUCUAGAGGUUCUGGCCUGAGUUAGUUACCUUCAGGAAGCUAACUCGAGCUUUCUCUUUACAUACAGCAGGGCCCAUGCAGAUCUAACUGUAGCCAGAGAACGCGGGGCUUCAUUUCUUGUACUGUCUUACAGACAGGGACACUAAAGUGCUCAGAGGCUCAGGCUUGGCCCCGAGGGUCAGGCCAAAGCUGACCGAGUGUCCUAACUUCAAGGUUGUGGACCCUGUUCUGUGAUGCUGGUGGCAUUUGAGUAACCCUUUCCUGACUGAUGGGGGUUAUUUAAGUUUUGUCCGUUUUAUAAAGCAAAGCUUUUCUUCCUUUGACGUGUACUUCAUCAUAAAAGAGCCAGGGCUCUAACAUGA
Messenger RNA from Alexandromys fortis (reed vole), 2492 nucleotides. It is a transcript of the gene Snx21, whose product is annotated as sorting nexin family member 21. Gene Ontology annotation, cellular component: early endosome membrane. The coding region runs from base 85 to 1176 and encodes 363 amino acids. Gene Ontology annotation, molecular function: protein binding; phosphatidylinositol phosphate binding. The transcript is spliced from 3 exons. Gene Ontology annotation, biological process: protein transport. NCBI's taxonomy places the organism in Eukaryota, Metazoa, Chordata, Mammalia, Rodentia, Cricetidae. The record is from RefSeq and is a predicted model, not a curated record.